AGGACUGGUCUGCCGCGAAGGCGUCUGGGAAAUGGAGUUCCCAGCUAGGUAUAGCCCAGGGGCAGUAGGGAAGUCAGCGGCGCCUGCGCGAGCGAGUCCGGCCUUAGGGCCAGGAUGCGCGCGCAGCGCGCUCCGCCCAGCGGAAGUUUCUGUGGGGUAACUGUGAAGGUCACUGUCAAGAUGGAGUUUCCAGCCCAGUGAAUCCAGGGACCAGACCGUGACCCCAUAAAGCAUGAUCUCCUUCUGUCCAGACUGUGGCAAAAGUAUCAAAGCAACAUUCAAAUUCUGCCCCUACUGUGGAAAACUUUUACCUGCAGAGGAGUGUGCGGGGUCCCCGACCUUUGUCAAGCCACGUGUGUCAUCCCUCCGAGGCUCCAGGAGAGAGCUGAACUGCAGUUCUGAAAUUUCUCCCAAGAGAGUGAAAUGGUCUAGCACUGUCACCCCUCCCCAAUUAUCCCUCUUCUCAGAUGGUGACAGUUCUGGGUCUGAAGAUACCUCAAGUCCUUCUGGGAGAUCCAAAGGGUCGUGGAGCAGGCCCCCAACGCCCAAGUGCAGCCCGCAGCCGACCAGGCGAAGCCCUCAGACACUCAAGCGGAGCCGGGUGACCACCUCACUUGAGGCUUUGCCCGCAGGAACGGUGCUGACAGACAAGAGUGGGCGGCAGUGGAAGCUGGGAUCCCUCCAGACCAGGGACGACCAGGGCAUUCUCUAUGAAGCUGAAUCCACCUCCAUCCUCGCCUGUGGGUCAGAUCCCCAGAAACAAAAGUUCUCACUCAAAUUGGAUGCCAAGGAUGGGCGCUUGUUCAACGAGCAGAACUUCUUCCAGCGGGCCGCCAAGCCUCUGCAAGUGAGCAAGUGGAAGAAGCUGUACUCAGCCCCCCUACUGGCCAUCCCCACCUGCAUCGGCUUCGGUGUUCACCAGGACAAGUACAGGUUCUUGGUGUUCCCCAGCCUGGGGAGGAGCCUUCAGUCAGCCCUGGAUGACAACCCGAAGCACGUGAUGUCAGAGAGGUCUGUGCUGCAGGUGGCCUGCCGGCUGCUGGAUGCCCUGGAGUUCCUCCAUGAGAACGAGUACGUUCAUGGAAAUGUGACAGCCGAGAAUAUCUUUGUGAAUCCACAGGAUCUGAGUCAGGUGACCCUGGCAGGCUAUGGCUUCACCUUCCGCUAUUGCCCGAGUGGCAAACACGUGGCCUACACAGAAGGCAGCAGGAGCCCACACGAGGGGGACCUCGAGUUCAUUAGCAUGGACCUGCACAAGGGAUGCGGGCCCUCCCGCCGCAGUGACCUCCAGACCCUGGGAUACUGCAUGCUGAAGUGGCUCUGUGGGUUUCUGCCGUGGACAAACUGCCUUCCCAACACUGAGGAUAUCAUGAAGCAGAAGCAGAAGUUUCUUGACAACCCGGAGGCCCUGGUGGGACUGUGCGGUCACCGGAUCAGGCCCUCAGAGACCCUGCAGGAGUUCCUGAAGGUGGUGAUGACCCUCAAGUACGACGAGAAGCCACCCUAUGCCAUGCUGAGGAACAAUCUAGAAGUCCUGCUGCAGGAUCUGCGAGUGUCACCCUAUGACCCCAUUGACCUCCAGAUGGUGCCAUAGGUGGAAUCCAGAACUUUCAGUUUGCAGUUUGCAAUAGAAAAAAAAAAUAUGAAGCAAUGUGACUCAAGGCUUGCUGUUUAAUCACAGAGAAGCUUCUAGAACAAUCCCUGGAAUGUGCAUUCCUGCCACUUGUUCAGACGAUGCUCACCAGUCUGAGUAGUGCCAGGGAACCCGGCAGCUACCUGCAGCUAAUGUGAAGUUCCUCCUUUCGACCGGCCCUGCCUCUCCGCUGUCGUCCCCAGCCCGCCGCUGGGGUGUGGACGGAGAGGACCCCGACUCCCAGACGGGGCUGCCCCGGCCCCACAGGGGGACCCCUCCUCCCAUUAGCACCACUGUGCUUUGGUAAUAAAUUGUCUUUGUGG
Propithecus coquereli (Coquerel's sifaka) is the source of this 1956-nucleotide messenger RNA. It is a transcript of the gene VRK3, whose product is annotated as vaccinia related kinase 3. Lineage: Eukaryota; Metazoa; Chordata; Mammalia; Primates; Indriidae. The transcript is spliced from 15 exons. Gene Ontology annotation, biological process: peptidyl-serine phosphorylation; signal transduction. Gene Ontology annotation, cellular component: nucleus; cytoplasm. The record is from RefSeq and is a predicted model, not a curated record. Gene Ontology annotation, molecular function: ATP binding; protein serine/threonine kinase activity. The coding region runs from base 233 to 1594 and encodes 453 amino acids.